GAGAAAUGCAAAAACAAGUGUUUACAAUAAUUAGCGGAACAUGAAAGCGCUACUCUAAAACACGCAAGUUUUAGGCACACUUUUGUUUUUGAAGAAUGAAAUAAACUGUUGUCUCAAUCAGACGAACGGAACGUAGUACUAUAGCCGCCGUUAUAAGUCUGUUUGUCAGAGGCGGUUCAUCCGUAUUGUAGUUCCGGGUUUUACUGGGUAGCUCCGGUGCCGAGAGCAUCACAACACCACACUGACAAACAUUACCUAGCAAUCAAAUAACUGACUUCGUUUGAAGAAAUAUAUGAUUUAUGUAUUUUAGUUAAAACUGGGGGAAUGGAAGGGAGGAUCGCGGUGGCAGCGCCAGUACUACUGUCAGAGAGAGAGAUUCAACAUCGGUCUAUGGCAGAGGAGGAUCCUAACGGGAAUGAGCACGGUUCGGCUGCCCGCAGCACGUCGCCUCGUUGGGGACCGCAGCAUGCAGGGGCCCGACAACUUGCAACACUAUACUCACCUGGUAAGCGACUGCAGGAGUGGAUCAGUGUAGUUCUGUGCCUCUCUCUCUUCAUCCUCAACCUCUCCUUCCUUGUCCUCAACUUCUCCACUGUGCACAUCUACAAAAUCAUCUUGGGCAUCCUAAUGGGGAUAGUGAUGGCGGACUUUGCGUCUGGUAUGGUGCACUGGGGAGCAGACACCUGGGGCUCUGUGGACAUCCCUGUCCUUGGGAAGGCAUUCAUCCGCCCAUUCCGGGAACACCACAUUGACCCCACAGCCAUCACUCGACAUGACUUCAUAGAGACCAAUGGGGACAACUGCAUGCUUACAAUACUGCCCCUGGCACAUAUGGCCUACAAGUUCCUGACGUACCAGCCAGAUACCCUAGCAGAGACCUACCCCUGGCAGUGCUUUGUGUUUGCACUGGCAGUCUUCGUGACGUUGACCAAUCAGAUCCAUAAGUGGUCUCACUCCUACUUUGGUCUUCCCCGCUGGGUGACGCUGCUACAGGACUGUCACCUGGUGUUACCACGGAAACACCACCGCAUCCACCACGUGUCCCCUCACGAGACCUACUACUGCAUCACCACAGGGUGGUUGAACUACCCUCUGGACAAGGUGGGCUUCUGGCGGAGGAUGGAGAGGUUGAUAGAGAGAGUGACAGGUCACACGCCUCGGAGUGAUGACAUGGAAUGGACGAAGAAAAUGGAGUGAAGGGCUCUGGGACUCUCUGGACCAGUAGGACAGGGGGUGGGGGUUUUGGGCUGGUGGACUAAGACUGGGAAGGGUUUUUCCUGCUUUUCACCCACUUCCUGUGUCUCUCUUCCUUACCCCUUACACUAUAACACGCCUACAGUAUAUACUUCCUUGUCAUGGCACAGCACCUCAGCAAUGACACUAGUAAUGCGGCCUUCUAGAUACUUCCAAGUUCCAUCCGUUAUUUACUUUUUUUGCUAUUUGCUUUUUCAGUGUUGCAAGAGAAGCAGUCCACAGUCAGACUCUGUUUGCAAUAGUAGGUCCAGUGGCAGAUCUGGGGUUGACUUUGGAGAUUUUUUGUCCUUUUUGUGACCCCAUUUCUGUUAACUGCUCAUCCUUCCAUCCAAUGGGCUUGUAUCUCCUUACAUAUCUUAACCAAUUAGCUGUUAUUUUAUUGUGUCAGUGUAAGAGGUUUCUGGAGGAUGGGCUCUCCAGGGGACAAACCACGUUGCCUUCUCAGGCAUUGUCUUACAUGACACAGAGAAAGAGGCUGUCAUCUGGAUCCAAGUUCAGCUUAAUGUAAGAAGGCAAUCAUAUUGCUCCUUACCUAAGUUGGGGGGGGGAAACAACCAAAUGUCUUACCUACAGUAUGUAUUGGCCUUUUAAAUGUAUCGAUUUUAUUUGUUUGAUUCAAUGGAAUUUGUUUUGAAAUGAUGUUUAGAUCAGUCAUGGUGGAAUGAAACCUUGACUCAAACAAAUGUCCCUCACCUCUAGUAACUACGUGACGAUGUUCACAGAUUCUUCCCUACUCAUUUGGUCAGGUAAGAGUAGAGAACCGCGGAGGAUCAACCAGCAGGCUAUUUAUUUUGAAGACUGUAAUGAAAUUAUUUCUACCUUCAAAAGGUAAAUAUCUGCACUUUACUGACUUACCCAUAACUAUGUUUAUAAAAGACAGUCUUGUCAGCACGCACGCAUGCACACACAGACACAUACGCACACGCAGGUUGACUUUUGUCAUGACUCUUGUCCUGGAGGCAGAACUGAGCGAUUUCCCCUUAGAUAGGCCAGCUGCAAAGUCAAAACCUGCCACACACACACACACAGUUCCUGUCCAUCAUUGCAUUGAAUCGCUUGGACAGCUCGAAAGCAGCCAUAAUACACCCAGCUGAAAUAAGUAUGGUGUUUUCAUCUUUGGGUUCAUACCAGCAGCUUUUGGUUUUCUGUCUGGCUUUAUAAUGUGACAUUUUAUAUUAACAGAUCAGCCUUGAAUUGAAUUAUUACUUCCCAUCAUGCAACUAUUGCUCACAGCUAGUCUGCCUUAAUGUUUUUUAUCUGCUGUAUGAUUUAAUAAAGCUCUAUUAAUUGAA
This is a messenger RNA of Oncorhynchus masou masou (cherry salmon), 2546 nucleotides long. RefSeq lists its product as uncharacterized. Bases 325 to 1197 code for a protein of 290 amino acids. The transcript has 6 exons. Gene Ontology annotation, molecular function: oxidoreductase activity. The record is from RefSeq and is a predicted model, not a curated record. NCBI's taxonomy places the organism in Eukaryota, Metazoa, Chordata, Actinopteri, Salmoniformes, Salmonidae.